AUGAAGUGUGGGCCACCACAUGUGCUGCGAAGGGUGCCUCGAGGUGACAUGAGUAACGCUGCUGAGUGUCAGCGGAUAUCAAGUCAGUCAAAAAUCGAGACUGUGUUGUGGAGUUUCGUCAGUGGAGCAAUUGAAUGUAGGUGGGACCUCAUUCGUUUAUACAGGUUAGAGGUUACCUGCAACACCGCCUGCCACUUUCGACCACCCGUGUUUCGUGUACGUGCACUUCGAAUGUCCAACUUCGUCGUGACCGUGGGCGAUGAAUGCGUCAGCCUGACAACUGCCUCACAAUCGACCAAACUGUCAUCAGGCUCUAUUGAUGGUCUGCUGGCCACUGUGUGGUGGGUGGUUUCGGCACCUUGGAAUGUGCAGCUGGCCGUGAACUGGAGGUUGCAAAUGCAAGAGCUGCGUUGCAGCACUCGUUCAUCAUGGCACCAUGCAAUCUCAACCAUUGUCUGA
Echinococcus granulosus is the source of this 459-nucleotide messenger RNA. RefSeq lists its product as hypothetical. The record is from RefSeq and is a predicted model, not a curated record. The coding region runs from base 1 to 459 and encodes 152 amino acids. The transcript has 3 exons. Lineage: Eukaryota; Metazoa; Platyhelminthes; Cestoda; Cyclophyllidea; Taeniidae.